CGGCAGUGGAUAUCAAACGCAAUCAUCCCUCGAAGAAGCAACAUCAACAUGUUCAAAUACGCUGCUGUCAUCCUCUCCAUCCUGGCCUGCGCCUCCGCCAAACCCGGUUUCCUGAGUGCUCCUCUGGCCUACAGCGCCCUUCCUGCUGCUGUCGUUGCUGCACCUGCUCCAGUUGUCACCGCCACCAGUAGCCAGGUGUUUGCCAGGAACUACAAUGGAAUCGCCACAGCUCCAGUGAUCGCUCCAGUUGCUGCUCCUCUGGCCGCUCCAGUGAUCGCCAAGUAUGGCGCUGCUCCUUUGGCUGCUCCGUUGGCCUACAACGCUGCUCCUCUUGCCUACACCUCGCCUCUGGCUUACUCAGCUCCUCUAGCCUAUAACACCUUUCCUGCCCACGCACCUGUUCUGUUGUAAGAUUCUAGA
Messenger RNA from Drosophila guanche, 420 nucleotides. Its product is annotated as cuticle protein 38-like. The record is from RefSeq and is a predicted model, not a curated record. The coding region runs from base 49 to 411 and encodes 120 amino acids. Lineage: Eukaryota; Metazoa; Arthropoda; Insecta; Diptera; Drosophilidae. The transcript has 2 exons.